UCGAACGGCUCACACGCGACGGUUGGUGACACUGCCAAGUUCCAACGAACCACCACAGGGACUCCGCAUCCUCGCGGCUCGCUGAAAUAUCCUUGCCUGUGGCGCGACAAGAUCCAAGAACUCGCACGCGCAAGCGCACGCGCGGACGGACAGGGCCGCAGAGCGAGGCGCCAUGAACGUCGAGGAGGAGGUGGGGAGGCUCAAGGAGGAGAUCCAGAGGCUCGGCCAGCAGCAGCCCGACGGCUCCUACAAGGUCAAGUUCGGUGUCCUCUUCAAUGAUGACCGGUGUGCAAACCUUUUUGAAGCGCUAGUUGGCACCUUGCGGGCCGCCAAGAAGAGGAAAAUUUUGACCUAUGAUGGUGAGCUCCUUCUGCAGGGUGUUCAUGACAAUGUGGAGAUAACCCUGUUGCCUCCUCCAGCGGUUGCUGCUGCUUGAAGUGCUCACCGAGUCCCUAAUGCCGUACCGGUGAUAUGCAUGUAAUUUGUUGUGCCUAGAUUAUCACGAACCAUUGGUAUUCCCAGAAGACUGCUAUUGUGUGAUGUAUAAAAUUGUGAUUCUUAAGAAAUUGUCUUGCUUGCA
This is a messenger RNA of Phragmites australis (common reed), 580 nucleotides long. RefSeq names its product costars family protein. Gene Ontology annotation, biological process: regulation of actin filament-based process. The record is from RefSeq and is a predicted model, not a curated record. NCBI's taxonomy places the organism in Eukaryota, Viridiplantae, Streptophyta, Magnoliopsida, Poales, Poaceae. The coding region runs from base 173 to 436 and encodes 87 amino acids. The transcript is spliced from 2 exons.